Molecule: messenger RNA, 195 nt
Organism: Penicillium hordei
Lineage: Eukaryota; Fungi; Ascomycota; Eurotiomycetes; Eurotiales; Aspergillaceae
Exons: 1
Coding region: 1-195 (64 amino acids)
Source: RefSeq, a predicted model, not a curated record
AUGGCCGAAGCAAUUUGCCCCACCGAGGCUUCUUCGCAACCUUUCACAAUUGACUUUGUCUGGCAGUCACCUCGGUACAAAGUAUGGUCUCUUGGCUUGGAUAAGUCUCUUGACCUGGGUGGUGAGAAAGGCAGACGACAUGUUGUGGAUAUUCUAGGAAGAACCGCCUCGGCAGCGUUCGCCGCUACCGCCUGA